Molecule: messenger RNA, 1386 nt
Organism: Aspergillus tanneri
Lineage: Eukaryota; Fungi; Ascomycota; Eurotiomycetes; Eurotiales; Aspergillaceae
Exons: 2
Coding region: 1-1386 (461 amino acids)
Molecular function (GO): acyltransferase activity, transferring groups other than amino-acyl groups
Source: RefSeq, a predicted model, not a curated record
AUGGCUGCAAACCAACAGGGUAACGCCUACGUCCUAGGCGUCGGCAUGGCGGCUUUCAUCAAGCCCCGUGGCACGCGCAUGUAUACGGAGAUGGCUUUCGAAGCAGGCGUCAAGGCCAUGUUGGACGCUCAUCUGACGUACGACGACAUCGAGGCCGGCAUUGCCUGCUACACCUCUGGGCCUACCUGCACCGGCCAACGGGUCUUCUACCAGUUCGGUAUGACAGAUAUCCCGAUCUACAACACGAACAAUGCCUGCGCGACCGGCUCAACGGGUCUGCAUCUUGCUCGCACGUUCGUGAAAUCCGGCUCUCACGACUGUGUUAUGGUCGUUGGAUUCGAGCAGAUGAAUGCUGGGCCCUUGGUUAGCAACGUUACCGAUAGACCGACACCGUUCGACCUGAGCAUGAAUCUACUAGAGAAGACAAAAGGGAAGAGCAAAUCGCCUAAGAAUCCCUAUAUGUUCGGCAAUGCCGGCUUAGAGUACAUGGAGAAAUAUGGCGCUACGGCCUGUGACUUCGCCGAGAUCGCUCGCAUCUCGCACGAACACUCGUCACGCAACCCCUACGCCCAGUUCCGCACCGUCUACACAUUAGAGGAAAUCAAACAAUCCCCGAUGAUCCACUACCCGCUCACCAAGCUCCAAUGCUCGCCUACAUCCGACGGCGCCGCGGCUGCCAUCAUCGUGUCGCAGAAAUUCCUGGACGCACGACCAGAGCUGAAAAGCCACGCCAUCCUGAUCGCCGGCCAGUCUUUAAAGACAGACAGUCCGGCCCUAUACUCUGGCAGCGCUAUCGACCUCGUCGGAUACGACAUGACAGUGCGAGCGACGAAAGCCGCACUAGCCGAGGCCGGCACCUCGCCUACGGAGAUCAAGGUCUGCGAGCUCCAUGACUGCUUUUCAGCGAAUGAGCUGAUAUCACUUGAAGCGAUGGGAUUCUGCCAGAAGGGUAAGGCUCACCACCUCGUUCGGAAUGGAGACAUCACGUACGGUGGAAAGGGUCCCAUCGUCAAUCCGUCCGGCGGGCUGAUUUCCAAAGGUCAUCCGCUAGGCGCAACGGGUCUGGCGCAGUGUGCGGAGUUGACCUGGCAGCUGCGCGGAUGGGCGAACAACGGUCGUCUCGUCAAGAAUAUCGAUGUUGCUCUGCAGCAUAACCUUGGCUUGGGGGGUGCUAUUGUUGUGACUGUGUAUAAACGCGCCGAUGGCAAGAAGAACCCUGACGUGGUGGUCGAUGAAGAUGUUGCGAAGUUCAGUGGGUUGGGGUAUAACCCUGCCGUGGAGGCGAGAUAUAUUACACCGCAACAGGCGCACUCAGUACGCAGUAAAAAGGCGCCGUGUGAUUAUGCUUUAUCGAAUACUGUGGAUUUGAUUGCGGCGAGAUUGUAG